AAACUGCUAAAUCAAACGAAAAACGCCUAUAUCUGGCAAAUACUCCCGAGAUCAAUUUGAAAUUGGAUAUAUUAAGUACACUGACCCCCUCAUCCAUUAUAUUUUUUCAGGCUCCUUUUAAUUAUCGUCUAGACAUUGAUUUGCGUGGAAGAACCUCAGGUUCCGAUAUUGCAAACAUAACAGUUGAACUAGGAGAAAUUACGUCUUCAAAUGUGCCUUAG
Funneliformis caledonium is the source of this 221-nucleotide messenger RNA. The record is from the annotation of a GenBank genome assembly. Lineage: Eukaryota; Fungi; Glomeromycota; Glomeromycetes; Glomerales; Glomeraceae.